CACGUCAUUUUUAAAAUCCACAACGCAAAAUUUAGUUAUAUUCUUCGAUUUUUCAGGAAAUAAACGCUUGCAGAAGAAAGUUCUAGUUUUUGCAUAAUUUAUGCGGUCGCCAUUAUAAAAUGGUUUACAUAGAUCGCGAUGGUCGAGUUUUGGAGAAACGACCUUGGGACAUGGCCCGCAUAAUGGGCAUUUUCACAGGGAUAUGGCUUGUUGUUGUACAAUUCUUCCAAACACUCAUUGCGCCAUUUAACCAAGAGAACCGUGGUGGAAACCGUCGCAGUGAUGGUGGUGGAUGGGGAUCCGGUGGUGGUUAUGGCGGCGGAGGUGGUGGUGGUGGUAGUGGCGGUGGGGGAAAUGGUGGCCUUCGUCCCAACCGUCGUAUUGGCCGUGUAACUAAUUCAAUGGAUUGUAAUAUACCCGGAGGCGGAUGAGCACGGUAAAGUGUCCAGGCAUUUUGUACGAGUAAUGCUGCUUGGUAACAUCUCAAGCAUAUUUAAUCUCUUUUAAAUACAAUUGAUGUGUUUAUUUUAGUAUUAUACAGUGCAAUUCACGAUUAAUUGGCUAUUUUUAUCGGUUAUCACAUGAUAUCGAUGAAUCUCCAGUUCAACUUUUCACUGGAAUGAACUGCACUGAAUAGAACUAAAAUAAAACAUGGCAAAUAUUACUCGCCUGGACACAGCUGACCCCGUUAACCAAUCCCUAACAGCAUCAACAUCAUACAAAGUUUUUUUUUUUUUUUUUAAUAUGCUCACAAAUUCACUUUUCGGUACAAAGUUACCUUUAUGACGACCCACUUGUAAACUCAACCCAGAGGGAAGUGAGUCUGAUCUUUAACAAGAGUGAUUUUUGUGCAUAUAAACUUUGUGGGAUUGAAUUUUAGUAAAAUUUUUAUAAAUAUUGAAAUACAUAUAUUUUUGUGUAUUAUACUCAUUUAUUUUUGAUCAAAAUACAACGCAUCUUAUACAAACAAACUUA
Molecule: messenger RNA, 975 nt
Organism: Stomoxys calcitrans (stable fly)
Lineage: Eukaryota; Metazoa; Arthropoda; Insecta; Diptera; Muscidae
Product: glycine-rich selenoprotein
Exons: 3
Coding region: 120-431 (103 amino acids)
Biological process (GO): calcium ion transport; endoplasmic reticulum calcium ion homeostasis
Cellular component (GO): endoplasmic reticulum membrane; Golgi apparatus
Source: RefSeq, a predicted model, not a curated record